CCAAAGUCCCCCAACCGUUCGUCUUAAGAGUCUGGUUUCAAUUGCUCACAGAAAUCAUAAACAUGGCUGGCCUGCCUCCUGUCUACAUUGUCUCCGUCGCGAGAACGCCUGUUGGCAGCUUUCUCGGCAGCCUCUCUAGCCUGAGCGCAACCCAGUUGGGCUCGCACGCGAUCAAGGCUGCCGUCGAGCGUGUCCCCCAGAUCAAGCCCGAGGAUGUGGAAGAGGUCUUCUUUGGCAAUGUGCUCUCGGCCAACCUUGGCCAAGCCCCUGCCCGGCAGUGUGCCCUUGGCGCUGGCCUCUCAGACGCAGUCGUCUGCACAACAGUCAACAAGGUGUGCGCCUCGGGCAUGAAGGCCAUCAUCCUUGGCGCCCAGACCAUCAUGACCGGCAACGCGUCGAUCGUCGUCGCCGGCGGCACCGAGAGCAUGUCCAACACACCGCACUACCUUCCAAACCUCCGCACCGGCGCCAAGUAUGGCGAUGCCUCCCUGGUUGACGGCGUGCAGAAGGACGGUCUCCGCGACGCCUACGGCAAGCAGGAGCUCAUGGGCAUGCAGGGCGAGCUGUGCAGCCAGGAGCACGGCCUGACCCGCGAGAUGCAGGACGAGUACGCCAUCGGCACAUACCAGAGGGCCCAGGCCGCCACUGCCGCCGGCCUGUUCACCGAGAUUGCGCCGAUCGAGGUGAGCGGCGGCCGGGGCAAGCCGCCCGUCAAGGUCGACCGGGACGAGGAGGUUAAGAACCUGAACAUCGACAAGCUCAGGACGGUCCGCCCUGCCUUCAUUCCCAACGGCGGCACCGUCACGGCUGCCAACGCCGCUCCCAUCAACGACGGUGCCGCUGCCGUGGUGCUCGUCUCGGAGGCCAAGCUGAAGGAGCUCGGCAUCAAGCCGCUGGCCAAGAUCCUUGGCUGGGCUGAUGCGGCGCGGGACCCCGCUCGCUUCACCACCGCUCCGGCGCUGGCCAUCCCCAAGGCCAUCAAGCAUGCUGGCCUGACGGAGCAGGAUGUGGACUACUACGAGAUCAACGAGGCUUUCUCGGUGGUCGCGCUGGCCAACAUCAAGCUGCUGGGUCUCGACCCUGAGAAGGUCAACGUGUUCGGUGGCUCCGUCGCCAUCGGCCACCCGCUGGGUGCCUCGGGCGCCCGCAUUGUCACCACGCUGACAUCGGUGCUGCGCGAGAAGAAGGGCAAGAUCGGCGUGGCCGGUAUCUGCAACGGCGGCGGCGGCGCCUCCGCUCUGGUGAUCGAGAACCUGCAGUGAGUGGCCUGUCUUGUUGCAGUCGGCAUCUGCUAGCGGGAUGGAAAAUUGUGUCAGCCGUUCAUCAUUAGCCAAAAGGAGUGCAGUUCUAAUACCGGGCGAGCAUUGUUCAUAGACCGGCGGUCGCUGUUUCUCAGCCAGUCAGACCGAGCCUAUAGCAUAAUAGUUCGUAGUCGAGAGGAACGAAUGAGCCACACUGUGGUCAUUAUCAAUCA
Thermothielavioides terrestris NRRL 8126 is the source of this 1474-nucleotide messenger RNA. Its product is annotated as acetyl-CoA C-acetyltransferase. The record is from RefSeq and is a predicted model, not a curated record. Gene Ontology annotation, biological process: ergosterol biosynthetic process; fatty acid beta-oxidation. Lineage: Eukaryota; Fungi; Ascomycota; Sordariomycetes; Sordariales; Chaetomiaceae. Gene Ontology annotation, molecular function: acetyl-CoA C-acetyltransferase activity. Bases 63 to 1262 code for a protein of 399 amino acids. The transcript has 3 exons.